GUUGGCAUUCUUGCUUCGUUUGCUACAAAAGAUCAACUUUCAAAUGUUUCUGUUGCCCAACAUCAUUUUGUCGCAAAUGUGUUCGAAAGGCUGAGUUUGGCCAAGUGAAAGGGACAAAAGGCUUUUGUGGUGAAUGCCUGAGAUUAGCGAAAUUAGUAGAAGAUUGUGCUGAUGAUGAUUCUGAUGAGGAAAAAGUAGAUUUUGAUGAUAGAAACACAUGGGAAUUCCUCUUCAAGGACUAUUGGCCCAUAGUGAAACGCCAAGAAGGGUUAACAAAGGAGAAUGUACGAUAUGCUGAUGCUCUUCUUAACGGGGUUUAUAAGGACAAGAACUGGUCAGAUCUAGACGUUUCUUCAGGACAAGACAUGUCUUCAGAACAGCCAGUGGAAGUUUCUGAUUCUGAGGAUGAUUGUGAAAUUGAAGAUCAUUCUUUGAUGCCUUUGAAGUGGAAAAGGGAUAGAAAAGCCAGAACGAGAAAAAAGUUGAAGUCAGAUAAGAAUAUGUUUGUUGGCUGGGGCUCAACGGUGCUGGUCAAAUUUCUUGCUGAUCUGGGAAAGGAAACAAAAGAACCUCUAGAAAAAUUUGAUGUGUAUGAGAUUGUUAGGGAUUACAUCCUGUCCAAGGGUCUUCUUCAUCAUGAUAAGAGGGGUAAAAAGUAUGCCAUUUCUGAUUCAACAUUGCACUGUCUGAUAAGGAGAAGGAAGUUCAAGCUUAGUCGACUAUACACCUUGUUGGAAAGGCACUUUGCUUCUAGUGAUGGUUCUUUAGAUGAAUUCUCAAGUGCCGAGGAAGAUGUGUAUGCCAAAUCAGGAAGAAGAAAAAGAACCACUAGAUGCGAUUCUAGAGUUAGAUGUCAUUCUAAAGUUAGAUGUGAUUCCAAAGUUAAACCUUAUAUAGAUCACCAUAAUGAGCUGCUCUUGGAACCUCCUAAAAGUUGCUUUGCAGAAAUAACCAGAAAUACUAUUAAAGCAGUUUAUUUAAAGCGAUCUUUAAUUGUGGAAUUACUGAAAGACACCAUGACAAUUGAAACUAAGAUUAUUGGCUGUUUUGUAAGAGUAAAAGUUGAUCCGAAAGGCUUCAAUGGUGCGCCUUGGAAGCUAUACCAGCUAGGCCAAGUUAUAGCAGUGAAAAAGGUUCCGCAAGAAUACACGUUUAAGGAGAUGAGUACAGAUAUAGUCCUCUGCAUUUCCAACAUAUCAAUGGAUGUUAAGAUAUGCAUGUUAUCUGAUGAUGACUUUGAAGAGGAAGAAUGCAAGGAUCUUCAUCAACUUGUAGAGACGGGCCUCUUUCAGAGGCCUUCUAUUGUUGAACUAGAGAAGAAAAUAAGUAUUAUUCACGAGGAUAUAGUGAAGCAUUCGAUCAAUAAAGAGCUUUUGAAGUUGGAUAAACUGAUUGAACGAGCAAAUGAAAAGGGAUGGCGCAAAGAACUAUAUGAGUACAUGGAUAGAAAAAAACUUCUAAGCAAGCCAGAGGAAGCAGCAAGACUUAUAAAGGAAUUGCCAAAGAUCUUGGCAGAUACGUCGGUGGCUGAGGAAAGUUCCCGCUCUUCACUGCAUAAUGUUGGAGAAAGCAAACAUGGCUUGCCAACAUUGCCAACACCUGGAGGAGGAUGACCUUAUGCUUAGAAGGAUUCAGACCUUAUAAGUGCGCAUGGAUGCCCGUUGUCUGCCAAAAGCUUAUAUUCCUGAUAGAAGGAAAUCUAUGGGACGCCAUCCUGAUUGUGGAAUCACUUAUAUAUAUAUUAUGGAUGUAUGUGUGUGUGUAUUAUGUUUUGUAUUCCAAGUUAAUUAAAGAAAACUGCCGUCAAGGGAUGUAAACUACUCUAUGGUGAAGCAAGUUGUGGAUAUGAGUUUAUUAACUGUUACUCUUUGGCUGUAUCAAGAUGCUUGAAUUUGGGUGAAAGGAAAUGAAAAAAAAAAAAAAAGUAAGUUUAUAUCA
Molecule: messenger RNA, 1938 nt
Organism: Dendrobium catenatum
Lineage: Eukaryota; Viridiplantae; Streptophyta; Magnoliopsida; Asparagales; Orchidaceae
Product: zinc finger CCCH domain-containing protein 44
Molecular function (GO): DNA binding
Source: RefSeq, a predicted model, not a curated record